UGACAGCGCCAGUGUCACCGUUCAUAAUCAUAUUACUACGGUGUGAUGAGAAUAACGCCCACCUCCAAUAAUGGGGAUGAAGAGGGACGAUGGUCCGAGGCCCGAAUGGAGGCGUAGAAAACGCCGAAGGAGACGUGUCAAUGAUUUACUAUUCCACCAUUCUAUUUGGCUAACAAUCCUUGGAAUUUGUUUACCAAUGGUAUCGAGCCACUGUGAUCUUGCUGAAUUAACAUGUCGCGAUGGUAGAUGCGUACCGCAGGAUGCAUACUGCAAUGGCCACGAUGAUUGCGGCGAUGGGAGUGACGAGCCGGCACUCUGCACCCCAUGCAAUCGUACUUAUCAUGGUCGCGAGGGCAGAACUUACGAGUUAGAAUUGCCACGUCCAACCGAGGGACGUUUACCGUUUUUAUGCCACUUGACAUUUACCGCUGGUGGAUCAAGUCACGGUGAACUCGUGCAACUCUUCUGGGAUGCCUUCAGCAUUGGCAGACUCGAAACAACAAACGGCAACGGCGACGACGACGACGACGAGCCUGUGUACGCAAGUUGCCCUGAGGGUUCACUCCAGCUCUCGGAUCUCGGUCGUCCCUUCACCGGUGGCUCAUGGUGUGGUGCCAGUGAAGGACGUGCCACAUACUACAGUGAAACAAGCACAGUAACAGCAUCAAUAAGACUCUUUCAUGCGCCCUCAUCAGUGCCCUUUGAAUUUCGCUUGAGGUAUCGUUUUUUAUCACGUAAUGAGGCUGUCGCUAGACUUGGACCACCUGGAUUAACAAUUGAACGUGGCUCACCAGUACCCAGCACAUAUUGUUCACGUAAUUUCUAUGAAUGCCACAAGAAACAGUGCCGCGUGCAGAGUCCAAAUUAUCCGGGCGAGUAUCCGAGAAAUGCCAGUUGUAUCAUUACAGUGAGGCAAAAAUUCGUACCUACCUGCAAGCACGCGAUGAUAUCGGUUAAGGCUGGCAGUGGUAUGGGUAAUAUUGCCACUGGUGCACCAAUACUACCCGGCUUUGUGGGCUCCUCAUCCUCAUUAAUCAAUGGGACUGCUAAUUCAUCAGUGGUUGUGGAGAACAAUGGCCACACCAAUGGACAAAAUCAUACGAAUAAAUUGAGUGUCUGGCACGACUGCCCACCUGAGAAGGAUCGUUUAGUUUUUAGAGAUGGGCCACGAUUGGAGGACUCUAUACUAUUGGUUUACUGUGGUGGACCACUUCCGAGGAUAACCGCGCGCGGCCCGGCUAUGUUGAUUGAAUUCCGCUCAUCACCCCUGCCAAUUCCACUGGGCUCAUCACCGUUAAGACUGGAAUUGGAGAUACCAGUUGUUUACGUUGAUUCAGAUGGCUUGGAUUAUGCAAGAGGCGAUCAGGGAUGUCAUUUUUACGUUAACGAUACGGCAAAGAGAAGCGGUAUACUUCGUGCACCUCAGCACACAUUACCACUGGGCUCAGUGUGUACUUGGAAUCUCAGGGGCUCAGUAGGUGACCGUGUGUGGCUGUAUUUUUCAUCCUACUCCCAGAGGGAUUUAACUGGUGGUAGUAGUAUAGACAAUGCAUCCACAUUACGGGAGAGUGAAAUUGGUGCACCCCAGUGCUCCGUAAAAAUGACACUGUGGGAUGGCCCAGCAAAUACUGGUACAUUCAUUACGAGCUUGUGCGAUGAUACACCGAGAUUGUGUGCACACGCUGCCUUGAGAAAUUUGACGAGAUCCACGAGGCCCUGUACACCGGUGGAGAGUUAUUUGACUGCAUCGCCGACACUCACGAUACGUGCAGAGAUGUUGCUCGGUACAUCGCUGAGAAAUGUCAAUUUUCAAGCGAGAUAUGAAUUCAUUUCAACCCUUCAGGGUGGAGAACAGUGGGGCGACGGUGUUUGCAGUAGAAUCUGGAGGAGAGUGAGAAGUGGCGAGAUUACAUCACCCAGGGAUGUCCGUUUAUUUGGUCGAGGUGGGGUGAAAAAUUUAUCCUGUGCCUAUAGAAUCGAGGCCGGACCGGGGGAACGUGUACGUUUAACAAUUCACAAUGUGUCACUUGGUGAUUUAACGAGCUGCAUCAGCGAGCCUGAUCCUCACUCUGGCCGACCCAGAUGUCUUACCGAAACCAACUCUCGAGAAGCAAAGUUGACCCUCUUCGAGGUACCGUGGAGGGAUGCUAAACUACAGCGUGCAUGCCUCUGUGAUAAUACAUCACAUCUACCUUUGACACAUAUAUCUUCGGGUAAAGCACUUGAGAUUACUUUUGUCGUUAAUCAGCAAGCACCGCACGAGGACUUUGAGACACUAUUCUUUUAUGCGAGUUUUGAACUCAUCCGUGUGCCUGAGUGCCCGAGGAAACAACGGCUGAGGGGUGAAGGUGGUGAAUUGAGAUUCGUGGUGCCUCCACUGUCUCGGCCAGACAUUUAUUGCGAGGGUAUGCCGUGGCUGGUGGAAGCCAGAGACAAUCGUUCACUUUUCGUGCUCACUUGGGGUUGGUUUUUACCCCUCGAGCCACCACCGACACUGUCACCGCCGAUAUCAACGACAUUGUCCUCUUUUUCCCAACAUCAACAGCCAUCAGAGACGUCUGAAACAACACCAAAGUGUCCAACGGCAAAUAGAAUUCUCCUUUACUCCGGUUGGCCGGCUAAAUUACUCAAGGUUGUUUGUCCAGCAGAACCUGGUGCACGUGAUUACACGGUACACGUAUUCUCCGAGGAGUGGCUGCUGACAGCUGGUAAUUCUGAUGAGAGAUGGCUGUCACCGGCACGUCCAGCUGCACUUCUCAUUGAUUUUGUUGCCAGAGAGCCAGGACAAGCGGCAGCAUCGUGGCUUGAGAUAUCAAAGACACGUUCGGCCCUUCGUAGACAGUUACGUCUUCCAGGACGUGUCAGUGAGAAUGACACCAUUGGUACGGGCGAUUGCCUGCAUACGUGUCCCGAGAUUGGAGCUUGUAUUGCCCCCAGUCUCUGGUGCGAUGGUAGAAUUCAUUGCCCCUCGGGAUAUGACGAGGCGAAUUGUGGCAGUGGUGCUAGAUUACUCGGUCUUCUACCCCCUGGCAUGUGGCUCGUUGUAGCUGCUGGUGCCGGUAUACUCACUGCCUUCGCAUGUCUUCUCAGUAUCCUUAUGUGCAAAUCAAAGGCCCGCGCUAAAAGGCUCUACAAUGACGAGAGUCUCAGGAGAUCGGGGGCUACACCGCGAAGAGCACCAACUGAGGAAUCAUUACUCGGCUCGUCCUGACAAACGCCUCCCGGCUUCGUGGAGUACAUUCACGUUGACCGGGAGACCACUGUUUAGCUUUGGACUUCACACAUAACACACGUUCAUUCUCGUGCUACUGCUGCUGCUGCUGGUUUCACCGUCCACUAAUUUAAACUCCAUCGUACUUUGUCGUAAUUAAUUCAAGGCAAAUGAGGGAAGCAAAGGAGAAACGAAAGAGGGGGGGGGGGACAACAUUUGCAUUCUUUAACGAGUGCCAUUGACAUACGUACACGAAUUCUUAAUGAGAGUUGCUGAUUUUUUUUUCAUCCUCGAGUUGUUUUUUCAUUCAUUGCCUUUUUUUCGCCCCACGAACUUCGG
Messenger RNA from Diachasma alloeum, 3550 nucleotides. RefSeq lists its product as uncharacterized. The record is from RefSeq and is a predicted model, not a curated record. Gene Ontology annotation, cellular component: plasma membrane. The transcript is spliced from 4 exons. Gene Ontology annotation, molecular function: protein binding. The coding region runs from base 71 to 3211 and encodes 1046 amino acids. Lineage: Eukaryota; Metazoa; Arthropoda; Insecta; Hymenoptera; Braconidae.